AAUGGACACUCAUUUUGGCACUGACGCGAUACCGUCGAUAAUGCCCGAGUGCUUCGUAUGGGCACCGUCCGAAAAGUACUCGAGACAUUUAGCGUAUUUCCGUGUCGAAUGACGCAACGCGUAAAUCGGUAGAUGGAGCAAUCGGGAGGAAAUACUACAAAGGGUCCGUACGUACGUACAAGCAAGAGUCCAUCUCGCCCGACCGUGGAAAGGCUUGGCUCGACCGGAAGAGGCGGCCUCUUCCCGCCUCUACCUCUCCUCUAUCGAGCCGAGGGGGGUCCGGCCGCUACGAAGGAGCUAGACCGGGCUGGUGCAAAGCUGCCCGAGGAGCGGCUUCGCCGUGGAGUCGCGGGCCCGCCGAAGGCCUCUCGACUCGUCCAGGAGGCACUCUCAAAUGGUCUUCUUCCUCUUCGCUUCCGACAUCUCGGCGAAGAGCUGGAAAAGUUGGAGGACAAGUGGACAGAGUUGCUGAAAUGCGCAAAAAUCCCUCUGAAUGCCCUGGAGACGCAAUCGGAACAACUUCGUUUGGUUAGGAGCCAGGAAGUGGACAACGCGGAGCUCUGCCAAGUCGGCAAUUUGCGAGAUCGAUUGGUAUAUCAAAUCAGAAUGGGGAUCGAAAACGAGAUCGUGCUGCUUCAAGAAAUUGUUACUCGAAUGAAUACUGCCAAUCAGGAAUUGGGAAAUAAGUUAACGCAGUUGGAGAAUGCCAGAACUAAGAUUCCUUUAAGUACUCCAGAAAUAAUGUAUUUGGUCCGUGGAUCCCCCUAUCUACCCCGUUUGGAUCUUUUAAUGGAAUGGGCAUUGGACGGCUAUUUGUAUUAUCAGGACUUAUACCGUGGUAUUUGUAUGGCCCUAAAAUCUAUCGAUAGCAGCGAUAAAAGGACCGUCGAUACUUUGUCGGAGAGAUUUAUGGAAGAUAAAUUUAGACGUGCUCGGCAGGAUCGGCUUCGUUUUAUCGGGUUCCAGGGAUUCUAGCUUUGACGCAGUUUCUUUCAAAAGAACGACGCGGCCGCGGCGCCUAGAUUCCUUAGCGUUUCUUCCGUCGUUAUGCACCGAUU
Molecule: messenger RNA, 1058 nt
Organism: Orussus abietinus
Lineage: Eukaryota; Metazoa; Arthropoda; Insecta; Hymenoptera; Orussidae
Exons: 6
Coding region: 133-975 (280 amino acids)
Source: RefSeq, a predicted model, not a curated record